Messenger RNA from Penicillium riverlandense, 2142 nucleotides. Its product is annotated as fungal specific transcription factor domain-containing protein. The record is from RefSeq and is a predicted model, not a curated record. Bases 1 to 2142 code for a protein of 713 amino acids. The transcript has 4 exons. Gene Ontology annotation, cellular component: chromatin. Lineage: Eukaryota; Fungi; Ascomycota; Eurotiomycetes; Eurotiales; Aspergillaceae. Gene Ontology annotation, molecular function: zinc ion binding; DNA-binding transcription factor activity, RNA polymerase II-specific; RNA polymerase II cis-regulatory region sequence-specific DNA binding. Gene Ontology annotation, biological process: regulation of transcription by RNA polymerase II; DNA-templated transcription.
AUGGCCAGCAAACACUCAGCCACCCGCACUCGUGGUGGCAGUGUCUUCGAAUGCUCUGUAUGUCGUCGCAAAUACGGGAAGAAGGAGCACCUCCAAGUAAGCAGGCUCAGACUGACAGACCACCAAGACACGGGUGCCAAGCCGUUCAAAUGCUCGAUAUGCCAUCGAGGCUUCUCGCGUGCCGAUGUUUUGACAAGACACGUCAGGGGUCAUCGUGGUCGGGAACCGGCCGAGUCAACAGGCGCGGUUCAGCAGUCUAUUCCAUCACAUCAUGCCGAUGUAAUAACAGCCGUCAGCUCGGCCAGCCUGGUCGCUGAGGGGUUGUCGUCGGAUGACCGAUAUCUCCCAAUUGACGACCACUCAUCGCUGCUUUGGCCCGACACGCAGAGUUUCUUCCAGAGUCUCACGUCCUUGGACUCAACGGCAUGGGACCAAGUUGCCGCUCCGCUUGCCGAAGCCCCAGCUUCCACGAGUAUCCUCAACGAGAUAAUAGCUCACGUUAGACUUCAGAACGCUCCGGGCUCCGAGGACGCGCCCCCAUCUGACGAGCAUCAAAAUGCCCAAGACGGACAUAGGGCAGUCCAGACGGUAAAUGGGCUCAUCAGCAAUACAUUCUCCAGCGUGACAGCACCGCCCGAACUGGCUGAGUUGACGCCUCGCUUUCUAGACAGCAGCUUGCACAUGUUCUUCACCAAAUUCAUUCCCAUCUUCCCUGUCAUCCACCGGUCCACCUUCGUGUUCCGGGACUGCUCGGCGCCUCUGCUGCUGAACGCCAUUGCGCUGGGUUCGCUCUUUCUCCGGAGCGAACAAGCCACGGCAAAGGGCGAGGCCCUCUGGCGACUCGCAUACACCGCCAUCGCAACGUCCUGGCCCGUCAUGAUCAGCCAGAAGAGAGAGCACGACCCCUGCAGCGGGGUACAGCUUGUCUUGACCUCGCUGCUGAGCCAGACCUACGCCGCGCUGUCGCAGAACCGCAUUCUUCGCAUGACAAGCCAGACCUUCUACGGACUCAGCAUGCACUGGGCACAAUACUGCGGCAUAUACGACAUCCCAGCUAUGCCGCGGGUGCCGUUUGAGGACUCCCCAGAGGAGGUCAAAGCCCUUGCAUGGAAGGCCUGGGUGGCGCGAGAGACGCAGCUGCGGGCCCUUCUCGGGCUCUGCAUCAUUGACGGCGUGGUGUCGCAGUUCAGCGGCAACCCGGUCAACACGUGGCUCCCGACCAACUCGCUGCCGCUGCCGGCCGACGAGGAUGCCUUCAACGCCGACUGCGCCGACAAAUGGAUCCGCCAGAUGACCAGGAAUGGCAGGCAUCGGGUCAGCACCCUUCGGUUCUGCGAUCUGUGUCACACUCUCUUUGACCCCGCCGCAACAUCGCCGUCUAUUAUUCCUUCCAGCGUCAUGCUCUUCGACAUACGAAUCAUUCUCGAGAUCUUGAACGCCCUAGCUGCUGAAGCAAGGAGAUCUGAGCUCCCUCCAGUGGUGAUCCCUUCCCUCCCGCAAAUCCACAUCGCGCUCCGAACAAUGCGCCACCACAUCCUCUACAGCGAUCAUCUCAGCCCAACUGAUCGCUCCAUCGGCCUUCUGCGUUUUCACGCCGUCUGCCUUGACCUGAACAGUACGGCACGCGGCACCCGCCGGAUGUGCGACCAGCUGGGCAUCCCGCAGGGCAUCUUCGGCGGGGAGAAGCGGUUGGAGUCGGCCGUCGACCCCGCCCGGUGGGUGCAGAGCCUGGCUGGGAGGAAGGGCCUACUGCAUGCGCUGCAGAUCCAGCUCGUUGCAAGCCAGAUGCCGCUGGGUCUGGCGCACGAUGUGUACCUCCCCGGGGCGUUGUUUGCGGCGGCGUCCACGUAUGGAUCGUUUGCGCUGGCGGGAAUUUCGAAGGUGCGGUUGCCGGGGGUGGUGGAUUGGGAUGUGGUGCUGGGGCUGGAGGAGGAGAUGGGAAAGGUGGAUAGUAGGACGCGGGAUUUCCUUGAAGGGAAGCUUGGGAGAAUGGCGGGAGAAAGGGAUUGCGAGAUGCGGAACUUGUUGUAUGAACUUAGCUCGCUUCGGAUUCUCCUUGGUAGUCUGUCGAUACAGUGGGGCGUGACUCGGGAGAUGGAGGAAGUGAUAGAGGCGUGGGAGCUGCGGUGUGAUUUGCAAUAA